CCGCGGCGGCGGCUGAUGGAGCGCGGGGGAGGCCGUGGCCGCUGUCCCUCCGCCUGGCAGUUUGUGAAAAAUUUCAAGAUUGAUGAUUCAUCCCAUCCCUACAACUCCUUAUGGAACUUACAGAGCAAAGCGAUCUGAUACCAGUUGACUUUUUUAAGGAUGUUUGAGAGUUCAAGACUACGAGCACAUGGUCUGUGAAGGGAAGGAGUUCUGCAUGAAUGGCCUUGGAUGUGGGAAAAUCAGGUUCUGAAGCCUCACUGAAUGUUAAGUCCUAUGGUAGGUGGAACUACGCAGAACUAGAGACCGACAGCCCUGAGCUAGUUAGCAGUGUGCAUCAGCUUUUAGAAGCAAAGCAAGUGAAGUCAUCCCCAAAAGGAACUGAGGAUGUGGCAAUGGAUGGAACAGGCCACAGAGUAACUGGUGUCUCCCAGAGAAAGCCCAGCUGUUAUAAAGUGUCUUUAACACCUUCUUCCAGGUUUUCCACAGCAAAAGUAAAAACAACGUACAUGGAGAGGCAGCCAUUAACUGAUUGCUACCAUGAAUGGUUCUAUUUACCCCAUCGCUUUAGCAGAACUCUUUCCCAUCCCGGAGGGCAGCAGUGUUUUGAGCAGUUGAAAAUGGUGGAAUGUCCUGGCUGUAAGGAGCACCUUCCGAAUGCUCCUGAGCAUCAACCAACGCUUCAGAGCUCAGCAAUGGACGCCAAUGUUUACAUCUCCAGUUCUGAGUCCCUUCCUGCCCUAAAUGCUGACCGUGGGAGCCAGGCCUCACUUUCCCUUUCUUCAACGACUUUGAAGGCUUUGCCUAACAGAACACUCCCCAGUUUUGAUACCGUAAUCCCAACGUUUUCCAGAUCGAGCCUUUCCACACCACCUUCAGAAGACGAUGAGUUUGAACAGCAGGAGAUAAGAUCAAGAAGCUUACCAGCUCGAAGGGUUUUUCCUUCAUCUGAAGUCUUCCCCUCCCGGUAUCUGCCCAGUCGCUCUACUCCAGUAGGAGAUCCCGUGCACAGCACACGCAGGCCGUUAAAUCCUCUCUUUGAUGACUGCGUAGCUGUGGAACAAGGAAAAAAGGGGUCGUCCUUUCAGGCUGAUUACUGGGCAUGCGCAAUACCUGAUUCUUUACCUCCGUCUCCGGACCGGCAGUCUCCACACUGGAACCCUAAUAAAGAAUACGAGGACUUGCUUGAUUACACUUACCCUUUGAAGCCAAAAUACCAGCUUGCGAAGAACAUCAAGUCUGUGAUGCCUGAUCCCUUCUUCCAUGACUCUGGUAUAGACCUUGACAGCUUUUCUGUUUCACCUGAGAGCACUUUGAAGGGUAUCAGUGCACCUGAUCAAAAUCAACAUGUUUCAUGGAGCAACGUAAGCCAGAGUAAGGAGUGUGGAAUCUCGGCAGAAAGAUUUUCAAUUCCCUUGUCUAAGAAGCCAGGGUAUUUAGGAGCAGUUCCUUACUAUGGACCUUCACCCAUCACAAAAGUGUCCUUUGCAGAAUGUGUUGCUACUGCCACCAAAGCAGAUCCCGUUAGAGGGUUUGCAAACAGUUUCCUUCCUUCUAAGUGUGCUGGACUAAGUUCCUGUGAUCCAACUCACGUAGAUGGGGGAGGCUGGGGGAGUAGAGGAGAUGAAGACUUUUCAAAGUGUCAGGUAAAGAAAAACGGUGCCAGUCAUUUUGUACCCACUACGCAAAUACUGCCACUGAAAAAAGCAUGGGAGAAUGAUGAAGAAUUUCUUUCCCUGCCUCCCAGAAUCAAGGAGUUAGAAGGUUUGGCUCGAUAUUUGUCUGAUCUUUCGCUGACUAAAGGGAGACCUGGGCAUGACCAGGUGCAACAAGACCUUCCAUGCUACAUUGGCAGCAGAAGUCACCUUUUAUCUGACUUGGUUGAAGAUCAAGGCAGCAUAGAGAACAAAUAUGGAAUUCAGGGCAGUGAGGAUUGUGUUCUGUGCCAUGCAUGUAGCUCUCAGAAGCCCUCUACAGAAAAUAUUAACCUGAGUAGCCAGGACCACAGGGAAUCUGUAAGCAGAUUGGGAAUGCCCUCCAUCAGGGACAUGCUAGAUGGGAGAUACCUAGGUGCACUGGAGAGUGAAGGGCAGGAUCUAACAAAAGGGAAGGACCAACAGAAAGAGUCACUUGCGCAGUGUAUUAAGAUAUUUUGCUGUCAGCUAGAAGAGCUAAUUCAUUGGCUGUAUAAAGUAGCAGAAGUUACAGACAACUGGAUUCCACCCGAACCAGAUGUUGGAAGUGUGAAGACCUCCUUACAUCGUUACCUGCAAUUCAAGAAAGAUAUAGCUGAUCACCACACGCUGACAGAGAGCGUGUUACGAAGGGGCGAAACCCUCCUGAAAUGCAUGGCAUCGAAUUCACCAGUUUUAAAGGACACCCUUGGAUUGAUUGCAAAACAAUCAGAAGAACUUGAAAGCCAUGCAGAACGUUUGUACGAAUCAGUUUUGGCAGCUACGGAUACCAUUGGGGGUGACAGCCUGAUAAAGGACAGUGACACAAAGCAAACGAUUGCCCAGGCAAAAGAAGCCAAGUGGGUAAUACCUCUAGCAGAGCUGGAAUUUGUCAGCCAAUCUUUGGAGGCAUGAAGGAUGAGAUGCAGCAAGGCACUCUAAGCAAUAACAUUUUCAACUUUUAUAGAAAUGUCCACGUGAAACUGAUCACUGAGUACACUGCGACUUGGCAAUACUGGGAUGCCUUUCAUCAGUUUGUGAAGAAAGAGCUGUUACUGUGUUUUUAUUUAAACUAGUCCUGCAGUUCAAGUUGUUGUUGUAGCAGGUAUACAGAUCAGCGCUUGGUUGAAGAGCAUGUUUUCAGUUGCUUUUCCCUUUUAGAAGUUGCUUGUUCUAUGUAACAGUGUGUAAUUGUCAGGAACCACCACCUUUUAAAAUGAGUAUUCCAAACACAGAACCCACAUAACUUGUGAUACUUCAUUUCAAGUAAAGCUGUGUGGUUUAUUUUAUUAUUGCAUUUAUUUUUUUACUUUAAAAUUUGGCACUGGGAUCUAGUGGUAGUAGGACCCUCUCCAACUCUCCUGUUUCUCAUGAUCAUACUAAAACACUCUAGUUCCUAUUUCUCUCAUCAACCACUGAAGCAAAUGUAGUUUAAGUGCAUUAUGUCUGAAGUCAAAAGCCCUUUGCUAAGUGACACAUAGUUAAAUAUGCCAAAAGUUUUGAGUAGUUCUUCUGGAUCUGCUAAUCUUAAUGCAAAUUGAUGUUUAUAAAACACCAUGACAGUGAGGGCUAGUGUCACAGCUGUUAAUUAAUUAACCAACCAUUGCACUAAUUUCCAUUCAGCAAUUUGAUACUUUUCUCCUUUUCGUUGAACAUGGCAAUGGUUGAUGGUAGUUAAUUGAAGUAAAUAAAGUUGACUCCACUGUAACUGGCUGCUGAGAACCAAGCUACCUGUGAAUGUAUAUUCAAAAACAAUGUUUCUCUAAGGCUGCUUAGGUGCACUGUACCAUGAAAGAGUCUCCUGUUUAUCAACUUUACUGAACUAACAUGGAAUUGACAAGAAGCAGGUGCAGAUAUCAAGAUUGAGUAAUCCUUAUGCUACUCUUGGCAGUGGCAUGAAGUAAAGAGGAUGGCAUGAAGUGACCACCUUGAAUAUUACAGAUCUUUUCACUUACCCUAUAAGAGGAGAAUGGUUUUCUUUCAUAUUUUUAAAGUAAUGUAAUGAAGCGAUCACUAAACAAACAUCGAAGCGUAGAUUUGGUACUAUGCCCCCUAAGCAGCAAGGAGGGUGGAUAGCGGUGAAUUUAAGAUGCUUUUGCUUUACCUGGAUUCUAGGCUAGAGUACCUCAGCACCAGUUAAAGCAUCCUUAGGGUCUGUUCAAACUCUGUCUCCCUAUAGCUGCCCCUUGCAGCCCCUGAUAAUCAGCUGGUACAGUAUGUAGCGGUAGGUAUAGAAGCACCCCACAAGAAUGCAUUGAUUUUGUGAAGGUUUCAUCAUCUCGGUUGGAAAACUUCAUGCUAUGAAUGGUAAAAAGGGCAAGGUAAAGUUAGUCCCAUAAGCUGAAGGUCUGUAACUCCAGCUCAGAAAGAAAAGGCUUUUAUAGCCCUGAAGCCCAAAAAAGAUGUAAUCUUGUAUAACAAUCUUCAGUGCCUUAAUGAUCUGCAAAAUUAGCAAAGGUACCCAAAGAGCUUCAUCACAAAGCAUCUUGGACCUUUUGUGAAGAGCACACAAAUUCCCUUAGCUUGAUCAAGUACUUUAAUGAGCUCUGUUUUGAGACAAAGGUGAGCAGCAAAGAACACAAUGUUAUGAAAAAGGGUGUAAAACUAACAGGUAAAGUAGUCCUGAAAGGGACUCCCUUCUUUCCCCACAAAGGUGGUGGCUUUUUUCCUUCUUGGAAAUAUCAAUUCUUUUUUCUUUUGCACAAACCUUUUGUUAACAGGUGCAGCAAGAUGUCCAGAAGGAUUUCAACUAUUGAUACUGUUCCAAAACAGGUUUUUUAAGUCAGUGGUUCUAAGCAGGCUGCAACCAUGUACACUGACAUUGUUAUUCAACUGCUUUUAAAACAAAUGGCCUGCUGUUAUAUACCCAUCUUCAGAACUAAUCUGCUUCAGUUCCCCAUCCUCCAUUCUUGUGAGGAUACUAUGCAGAAUGGAAGUUUUUUUAUGUGGCUCAUACAUUAGUAGUAGGGAAAACUACACUGUGUACUUGAAAACAUCUAAGAAUUUCUUGUUUCCUAAACAGUAGCACUGUGUUUAAAUAGUGAAAAUGUUAAGGCAGAGGAUGUUUGUACAAUCUGUGCUUACCCUGGGCCAGGCAAAUACAGCAUUUAGUGAAUAUUAAAUAAAUGGGUUCAUAUAUAUUUAUGCUCCAGAGGUUACAGUAAGCUCUUCCAAACUAAGAACUGGGGCUGAGCUCCUGAUUAGAGCACCCUCAGGAAAAAACGUUUUAGUAAAAAGUUGGCUGGUAACUGGCCUGGCUUUGAAGGAAGAAGAAAAGUCACAUGCUGUUCAGUUUAAUCUUUAUUAAGCCAUGAAUAUGUUCCUCAUCAAGCAAAUAUCUAGAGAGUAAGAAUUUCAUAAAUAGAAAGAUGAAAUUGAGGCAGUGCAAUGGACAAGAGGACUGUUGACCAACACAGAUAUAUUGCUUAUGGUCUCUGAAGCAGCCUAAGGAGGUGGCUACCACACAACUGGAAUAGCAGUUUAAUCAGUAGAGUUGCUUUUUCCUCAGUUUAUGCUGAGGAAGGCAUGUGGCUGUUGAGGUGUAGGGGUAAUCACUCAGAGGAUGAUAGAGAAACAAGCUAUACAAGUAGCACCAAAACUCAGAAUGGAAAUGGAACAAGAAAAGGAUACUUACAACUGCUGAACAUUUAAACUUAGUCACUUGCAGGCCAAUUUCUACAGUUAAAGUGCAGAAGGUGGGGCAUCAAGAUGCAGAGCAGCUUCUAGUAGGAAGAGGGAAACUUCUCUGCAAAAGAGACAGGCACAAGGGGGCAAAUCCUCUACCUACAAAUAUAGACACCACCAAAUUGUCUCACCAUGGGCCUCUAAUGUAUGAUUUGGAAAGACUUUUUGAAUUACUUCCUGUUCAAAGUUAUCUACAGCCUUAAAAAAAAAAAUUCUGCCUGCCCUUUGAAGCACUUGGUUGCUGACAAGGCCAGUCAAUUAUUUUAUUUUCAGAUUUGCUAUGACAGUAGCUACAGGCCUGAAGAGAGUCCCAGUGUGUGGAACAGCUUAACUCUCCAAGGAGUAAGGAAGAACCUGUGUCAGAUGUCUGCCAGACAGGAGCAGAAAAGAAGGGCUGCCUAUGACACAUUAAGGGUGGGGAAACUAGAAGGAAUUUGAUCUCUGCAACCUCAGCUCUUGUUCCUAUCUCAAAUCAUUUCCCAGAAAGUCAGUGGAACAAUUGUUGCAAUGUUUGAUAAGACUUGGGCCUAAUCAUUUCCUCCCACAAUGUGGAGAGUGGUCAAAUUAAUUUGGAAUGUUCCAUCCCCAAACACCUCACAAAAGCAGUGUGAACAUGAGGAGGGCCUUAGCCAGCAUGGUGUGGAGCCAACACUUAGCCAGUGUCCCUCAUUUCCUGUCAAUCCUCCAUGGUACACAAGUUUCACUGCAAUGAUCCACAAGGAACAGUGAGACUACCUGCCUCCAAAACUUCAAUUUAGGAGUCAGGUGGUCAGAAGACAGCAGAUACAUUAUACCUCCUGCUAAAAGCCUACAAAAAUAAUCAAAUUCAACAGUCCAACAGCUAGGAAUGUCUGUUUAUCCUUAGGCAGCUUCUCCUACCAAAACUAUGUCCCAUAUUAAUAAAGACUUUCAAGUUUCUUGUGCUAUUUGUCUAGCUAGGAAACCAAUUCAGCUGGAUCUGGUAGUGGUGGGAUUAGAAUUCCAUCCCUUCCAGCAUUUGAAGAGGGAAGCAGUACAAGAUCAUAAAAUUUAUAUGCUGUUAGAAUCAUGUUAACCACACAUUUCAGAAAACAGAUCAGUGGGGCAGGCCUGGGAUGUACUGGUAGUUUUAACUUUGGUUUUGAGGAAGCUUGUGUCAAGCAAUGGCUGACUCCUACAAUUUGAACUGAUAGGAGUGAAGAACAGUAGACUCACUGUUCUCCCUGCCCGAGACAGCUCCACAGUCAGACCUUUCCUUAAACUGUAGCAUGCACAGAUGCACCACCCCAUGAAGACAAAGUUCACUGCAGCAUGAUUUAGCAAAACACCAAAAGACAACUUAAUGGUGUAGCCCAAGUUGGUUUUGCAAGACUUUAUUACUAUAUAUGAACAGUUGAGUUUUGGAUUGCAUUUAGCAGACAGCUUGACAUUUAGAAAUAAAUGAAUUCACUUGUGUGGCAAACUCAUUUGAAAGUCCCCCCUCCCCCCCUUCUUCAGAGAGCACCCUCUUUCAGAAUAUACUGCCCAUUUUCUGAUUUCAUUAGCAGUUAUCAACACCCAAAUACCACCACUCCUGCUUAUAAAAGAGCAGGUCACCUUACAUUAGCCUAAAUUGAUCCAACAAGCAUGUAUCUAUAAUACAAGGUAUACCACUUUGACAGUUUCUCAGAUGGAAAGUUCAACUCAUUUCAGUGAUAUGACAGUACUAUUAACACUUUUUUUAGUACCAUGUAUUAUGACUGCCUGUUAAAUAGACACAAAUAAAA
Molecule: messenger RNA, 7099 nt
Organism: Gopherus evgoodei (Goodes thornscrub tortoise)
Lineage: Eukaryota; Metazoa; Chordata; Testudines; Testudinidae
Gene: CEP68
Product: centrosomal protein 68
Exons: 8
Coding region: 219-2585 (788 amino acids)
Source: RefSeq, a predicted model, not a curated record